AUGCCUUCGGCAAUUCGGCCUCCCAUGCAUUUGGUUCGGCCGUUCCGCCUUGCAGGUGUCCGGUCGCUCGACCUCUACUGUUUGGCCUUCUGUGGCCUCAACAUUCAGGUAUUCGGCCGUUCAGCCUCACAAGAACUCGAUCGUUCGGCCACACAGGUACUCGGCCUUCAGGCCUCAAUCGUCCGUCCUUCAAGGCGUCAAGUGUUCAGAAUACGAGAAGAUGAAAGCAGUGAGAUAUAUAAACAUUAUGCCGAGCUAUGUCAGGGACCUGCCUUGGAACUUUUCCAAAAUGACUCUGAGAGGGAGCAACACUACGCAGAUGCUUUAAGCACGAGUUCAUAUGAAAUUGUUAAUGAUACUAGCGUUGCGACAGAAAUGGAAGCAGCUCUAAAGGAGUAUGACCAAGUUGGUGCGGACCUUGGGAUCAUUCCCAGAUCUUGUAAAUUCUUUGCCGAUGAUCCGAGUUGGCUUACAAGAUGGUUAACUGGGGAAGAAAAACUACAAAGGAUAUGAUGGGUUAUUAUUUUGACAUGUAUAAUUUGAACAUUUGUUUCUGUACUAUUUUAACUCGUAGUUCCUUAUACAAAAGACGUUGUCAGUUUUCUUAUCA
This is a messenger RNA of Vigna umbellata (rice bean), 610 nucleotides long. The record is from RefSeq and is a predicted model, not a curated record. NCBI's taxonomy places the organism in Eukaryota, Viridiplantae, Streptophyta, Magnoliopsida, Fabales, Fabaceae.